AUUUGAAGUGUCCAAAAACUGGGGAAAAAAAUCUCUUCAGAGCCCUGUGUAGAUUUUGUCUGAUGAAGACUUCCUUUUCCCAAGCACACCAGCUAGAGGACUAAAAAAGCUAAAGAAAAGUUUGACGAUAGAAGAGGAGGAUGUGGUAUCUUCCUGAGGAGAAAAAUGGAAAGACACAGAAGGUCAAGUGCAAAUGAAGUUAGGCAACUGAGGCAAAAAAUAGUUUGUAGAAUUCCAGAAACAGUACAAGGUGUGAUUUCACUGAAUCAAAAUGACAAAGGAGUUUAUUCCAAGAAUAUAGUGGGAAGAUGCCCAGAGUUAACAUGUGCAAAGAGUUCACAGCUGUGUUGAUUUUUAAAGUAUUGCUGUCUUUCUAUAUUGGCUGAAAUUUUUUCAGAUUUUUUUCUGGUCAAGCAGACAGUUCAGGAUACAGAAUCCAAGGAUGAAUGUUCACCGUGGCAGUGAGAGCGACAGGUUAUUGCGGCAGGAGGCUGGCUGCCUAACGGAUGAAAGCCCAGCUGCGGCACAAGAGAAAGAAACAAAUAGCCCGGCUUCUUCUGGUCUUCAGAACCUUACUUAUCCUCUAGGCCCCAGGAGCGAUGACCUUUCACUUGACUAUGCCUCUCAGCCAGCAAAUCUCCAGUUCCCUCACAUAAUGCCGCUUCCCGAAGACAUCAAAGGCUCCUGCUUCCAAAAUGGGAAUAAACGGAACCAUGAACCCUUUAUGGCUCCAGAACGAUUUGGAAACAGCACUGUGGGCUUUGGCAGUAAUGUUCAUUCCCAGGCGCCAGAGAAAGUGACACUUCUUGUAGAUGGCACACGUUUUGUUGUGAAUCCACAAAUUUUCACUGCUCAUCCGGAUACCAUGUUGGGAAGAAUGUUUGGACCAGGAAGAGAGUACAACUUCACUCGGCCCAAUGAGAAGGGAGAGUAUGAGAUUGCUGAAGGAAUCAGUGCAACCGUAUUUCGAACCGUGCUGGAUUAUUACAAAACUGGUAUCAUUAAUUGUCCGGAUGGCAUCUCUAUUCCAGACCUUAGAGAUACAUGUGAUUAUCUCUGCAUAAACUUUGACUUCAACACUAUUCGAUGUCAAGAUCUGAGCGCUUUACUGCAUGAACUGUCUAAUGAUGGUGCUCACAAGCAGUUUGACCACUACCUCGAAGAGUUGAUCUUGCCCAUCAUGGUGGGCUGUGCCAAGAAAGGGGAGCGAGAGUGCCACAUCGUCGUGCUGACGGAUGAGGAUUCUGUGGACUGGGAUGAAGACCACCCCCCUCCCAUGGGGGAGGAAUAUUCCCAAAUUCUUUAUAGCUCCAAGCUCUAUAGAUUCUUCAAAUAUAUCGAGAAUCGUGAUGUCGCUAAAACAGUGUUAAAGGAGCGGGGCCUGAAAAACAUUCGCAUUGGAAUUGAAGGUUAUCCUACCUGUAAAGAAAAAAUUAAGAGAAGACCUGGUGGCCGAUCUGAAGUAAUCUAUAAUUAUGUGCAGCGCCCCUUUAUCCAGAUGUCAUGGGAAAAGGAAGAAGGGAAGAGUCGCCACGUGGACUUCCAGUGUGUCCGAAGCAAAUCCCUCACUAAUCUGGUGGCUGCUGGAGAAGAUGUCUUAGAGGACCAGGAGAUAUUAAUGCACCACCCACCCCAAGUGGAUGAACUUGACCGGCUGAACGCCCCACUUUCUCAGAUGGCUUCUAAUGACUUUCAAGAUUAGGGCCAGCUGUGGACCUACCCCUCUUCGGAGCACUUCUCUGUCCAGAAUGUCCACAGCCAGUCCUCCCAUGGUUUGUCUCACCCUGAAUAGGAGACAUGCUUCUCCAUCCUCUCCCUUUCUCCCACAAAUAACCUGUGUCCUUUUCAUUACUGAGAAAUCUGUGCCUCCGGCAGGGGAUGAAAGGCACUCACUGGUAAAUAAGCUACCAGCUUGGCAGUGGCCCUGGUAACUUGAAAAUUUGGGGUCUGGUGCUGUUUACUCAGUCUUUGCAUAACUGCAAAAAGCAGGAAAGGAAGUCAAGACUCCUGUUGCCUCCUAUUCAUCAAAGCAGUCCUCAUCCUUUACACUUUGUUCUUGGCUUUUGUUUUGUUUGUUGUAUACCAGGCGAAAUGAAUUACUGAGCAGCAAAGGGACCAGACUUUAAAAAGAGACAAUCUAUCUCUGGCUUCCACAACCAGGUACUAAUGGGAGUCUUAUUCAGGAUUUAAUGAAGAUGCCAUUCCUGGUGGCCUCUGUGCCCAGAUUGCAUCCGGAAGACCUAGGCUGUCAUCAAAAUGUCCAAAAGGAAAUUUCUUAAAGAGUUUAAAUUCAGCUUUGUUUUUCAUUAAUGCGACGAAUAAUUCAAAACCAUACAGAUUCUUUGACAGGAACUCUAGUAAUAGCGGAACAGUGUUUAUGAAACCUUUUUAGGCUCAAGGUUUUUGAGCCUACACAAAUCAGUUAUUUGGAAUGAUCAUUUGGAAUGAAAUUCACAACUCAAGUACAAGAACCUCUCCAAAUCAGGCCACUUUGAUCAUCCUGUCUCGGAAUCUGGUGUGAAGCCUUUAGGUCCUCACCCUAGGGCAGCACAUUGCUAUGGGUGUGGCUGGGAAACCUCAGUCGAUGCGGUUUAAAGAUUUUCAAGAGAUGAGCAGAAAUUUCUCACAAGUGCUUGGUUUCUCAACAGAAAGACUUCUAAAAGUUCCUGGGAAGGGGACAUUUGGGGUGAAGCUGAGUGCGGAAACAUCACCUCACAGGCUUUGUCCCAACGCAGGAUUUUUCUUUGUAUGUUCUUUUCAUACUGUGGAAUUCUUUUGGAUAUCAGGAUAUUUGUUUUUGAAGUAGCCAGUUACACAGCUCACACUGUGUAAAAAAACCGUACUACUGUCAUCCCCAAAGGAAGGAUGAGUUGAAGGGAUAUUACACCUAGUAGUUUUGUUUGAUCUGUCGACUCUUGUGUUAAUAAUGCAUUGGUGUAGGACAACCGAGAUCACUCCCCCCAAGUACUAAACCAUUUUCCCUUAUGUCCCCAUGGCUAUUAGCAGAGCUAAAUUUCAAGUCUAGAGCCAGAUGUUAAGUGUCUGGGGAUAAUUUGUCAUUUUGUGGUAAAGGUGGUCUUCUUAUCACCUACCCAGAACCUUUACUCAUCACAAAUUUCAAAGAGGUACAUAGUUUCCUUAACAUCUUUAAGAUAAUGUGACUAGUUUUCUUAAAUUCCAUUCCCAUAAGAUACCAUAGGACAAGUUAGUGGAUUCCUUUUUUUUUUUUUUUUUUACUGUUUAUUUUUUUGAGAGAGACAGAGACAGAGACAGAAUGCAAGGCGUUGGGGCAGAGAGAGAGGGAGACACAGAAUCUGAAGCAGGCUCCAGGCUCUGAGCUGUCAGCACAGAGCCUGACAUGGGGCUCGAACUCACAAGCUGUGAGAUCAUGACCUGAGCCAAAGUCGGAUGCUCAACCUACUGAGCCACCUAGGUGCCCCAGUGGAUUCCAUUUCAUGACUGCCCUAGUCCUAGUCCUCCAAAAGUAAAGUCAGAUGGAUGUCAAAAGCUGCUCUUUCCAGGCUUGAAGAACAAGAAUGUUCUUAAGAAGUGUGCUGUCUUGUGCAUGUGACCAGCAGCACAGUGGAAAUCAAUGCUCUGUUCAUUACUCGUAAAGAAGUAGAAGUAAGUGGUUAAACUGAGCCAUCUCCCACCUACAGAGUUCUUCUGACUCCCACUGGCAUCCAGUUUGUAAGGCUGAUGGCAAGGGUUAAAGUUUAGGAUUAGUGUUUUUUGUAGCCAGAGGUUACUUUUAGGUCUGUGAAACUCAUGGACUCAUUUGUCAGGUUUGGCUUUAACCUUACCAGCCCUACACUCAUACCCACUAACUGACCAGCCCAGAUAAUUGUUUAAUGGUGCUUUAUGCUUAUCAGUUGACUUCCGUGCCAUCACAGAGGAAGUUAGAAUUAACUGUGUGGUCUGGUAAGUAUAACUUCUGUUGUACAUCUUACGUAUUAACAUUUAAGUAUAAACAUGCCGCAGCUAAUACUCUAAAACUUAUUAGUUCUUGCUUAGGUAAAAAGCCAGGUAUGAAAGUAUGGCAUGUACUUAAUAACACUUUGUUCUAUGUAAAUGAUUAGUUUCCUCAGGCUUUCAAGGAGUUCUUUUUUCCUCCCCAGAGUGGGUUCAUGUGCAUUUGGCCCCAACCCAUAGGGUGAGUGAGCUAGAAACCUGUACAGGCAAAUCUGCCAGUGUCCCUAGAUGAUGGUGACAAAGGGAAAAGUGGGGCUCACAGGUCCCUUCUUGUGGAGAGGGAGGUUUCUUCUGCACCCCCACCCUCCCAGUCUGGAGCUCAGCAUCACUGUAGUUUGGUGGCUCCCCUUAGCCAUAGCUGCUUGUUCCUGGGGCCAGGACAUUCCAUAAUGGCAGGACCAUGCAGUCCCCAGGGGGACAGUGGCUGGGUUGCCGUCAUUCCCUUCAGAGUCCGUUAAUGGCCAGCUGGGUAAGAGGUAUUUCUAAUAAAGGUGGAACUCAGGUUUGGUGUUUUGUUUUUUUCUUUUUCUAAGUGCCUAAAUAAGUAAGCCAGGCUGUUUAUACAGAACCAUCUUCAAAAUAAGAUGGUUUUGCUCAGACUGUCUUACUCAGAGGUAUCUCAGCAAGCCAAGAUAAACCUGAAUUUGAGGUUUAGAAUCUGAGUUUGUUAAUGCAUCAUUAUCAUGUAUUGUUAACUAGGAAACAUUUGGCAUUGAGCUGGAGAGUGGGCAAAGAGUGUUAACAUGUGUCUGGUGAGAUUACUUAACGGUUUCUCCAAAGAGGAGGGAAAGUAUCAGAAAAAAUGACAGCAAAAAUGGUAAGGAAGCUAGAAAGUAGCUAGACUGACUGCACAAUUUGUAACAGCCAAUAUUAUUUUAAGCUAAAUUCCAAGAAACCAAUGUGAUAUCUGAUGUAUACAAGUCUACGAAAAUACUGUGGAAUAAGCCCAGGAAGGAUGGAUGUAUUUGCAGAAAACAAUCAGAGCACAGGCUUUUUAACUCAAAUUGUCAGAGUGUGAUAUGGAGUCUUUUUUUUUUUUUUUCUAUCAAGUCAAUAGAAAGUUAAGAAUCAAGGGAUUUUAGUAAUUUAUUCAAUGCCACUUCUUGCCAUUAUUUUGAGAUUGUUAAAAUGGGCACAAGAGUUCAGAAAGGGAACCUGAUGCCUUCACUGGUAGAGACGGAGCCACGUUCGUGCUGUGGGUGGGAUCACCUCUGCGGAAGAACAGUACGUUUUCUCUUAAAGGCAAGAUGCUUAUAGGUUUUACCUCUUUACUUUGUAUUUACUUUGAAAGUUGCACUUGUUCACCUACCAGUGUUUACGAAAUCCUGUAUUUGGGAUGCUUUUUCUAUAAUAAAAUAUUAUCAUUUG
Prionailurus viverrinus (fishing cat) is the source of this 5340-nucleotide messenger RNA. It is a transcript of the gene KCTD20, whose product is annotated as potassium channel tetramerization domain containing 20. Gene Ontology annotation, molecular function: protein binding. The record is from RefSeq and is a predicted model, not a curated record. Gene Ontology annotation, cellular component: cytoplasm. The transcript has 10 exons. Bases 443 to 1702 code for a protein of 419 amino acids. Gene Ontology annotation, biological process: positive regulation of phosphorylation. NCBI's taxonomy places the organism in Eukaryota, Metazoa, Chordata, Mammalia, Carnivora, Felidae.